Molecule: messenger RNA, 5718 nt
Organism: Paramecium primaurelia
Lineage: Eukaryota; Ciliophora; Oligohymenophorea; Peniculida; Parameciidae
Source: the annotation of a GenBank genome assembly
AUGUUAAAUACAUUGAUUCUAAUAAUCAAUGCUUUUAUAAUAACCAUUCUAUUUUCUCCUGUAUGGAUAAAGUGGUUGGCACGGUUGCAUAAGAAAGUCCUUGCUCUCCAAUAUUCAUAUGUACCAUUUUCACUUUACAAUAUGGAAUUAAGAUAUUAAUACAAAAAACAUAUAAUAGUUGUUGUAAAUAUAGCACGUAUACAAAUUUCCAAAGUUCCAAAUCAAUGGAGAUUUAACGUCAAUAUCAUUGAUUUGAAUUUAAGGUUCAUUCCUAACUAACCUAUCAAAAUAGGCUUUUAAUUUGAGGAAUAAUUGUAUAUGGAAAGACUCAAAUCCAAAUUCCUACCUUAUACUUAAUAAAAAAUACAACAUCGUAAAACUAAAUAAAUUCCAUUCCUAUCCUUAUUAUUGGAAUCCUCAGCCAUUAAUUGUCUUUUUCUAACCCUUUCACGUCUAAAUAUUCAUUUCAAUUCAAUUAAUGUCACCUUACCAAAACUUAAUUCAAAAGAGAAAGAUUUACCAGAUAUGACUAUGAGAUUAGGUGAAACAUCAGUAUAAUUGCAUUUAAAUCAAAAUGGUCAUCUACAAUGGAAACUCAAUAGUGAAGGAGCAAAUAUGUAAUAAUGUUUUACAAUUAAUACUAUUAAUUUAAAUGGAAUCACUAAGCCUGGAUUAUUGAUUGAUCUAUUAGAAGAACACAGUUAUAUAGAUGUUAACAUUCAGGAAGUACGAUGGUUUUGUACAAGUGAAUAUUUCUAUACUAUGGAUGUUUUAGCCAAUGAAUUUUGGACUAGACCUGAUAUUAAUAAAAUACUUAAAAGAUAAUUUAAUGAAAAAGGAUUCAUGUUUUUAGGAAAACCUAGAGAAAUGAAUCUUAACUUUUAAUCUUUUAAGAUUGAAUUUAGUAUAUUUAAUGAUUCUGAUAAUGAUAAAAAACAUUCAUUUAACAUUUUAACCUAAAAGUUCUAUAAAUAUACACAAAAUAAACUUAUAUUUGAAUGGUAAUAAUUAAAAUAUUAUGGAUAAUUUGAUAUAGUUGAUACAGAUUAAACUAAAAAAGGCAUUAUCUAAUGUAAAUAGUUUACUGUUAAUACUUUAUAAGAAGAUAUAAGAUUCUAAGAUAUUUCUUGGAAUAUUGAAUCUAUAUCUAGCAAUACUGUUCAUUCUAAUGAUCACACAAAACAUUUUAUCAGAUAUGGAGAUCUUAUUAUUAAUUUAUCUCCAUAACUGAUUAAAUUUUUUACUCUUAUUUAAACUGAAUUAGCAUCAGAAUUCAGAGUUGCAUUUGUUGAAAAUUAUGAAUAAAGCAAAUACUUUAAAAAAUAUAAUCGUAUAGCCAAGGAAAUGUGUUGUGAAUUCUUGAAUAUUGAUCUUAAUAGUACAUUAAGUACUUCUUUUGAUUUUUUAAUUACUAAUAAAUUUUAAAUUAAUUUAAUCUUUGAUGGUGCAAUUAUUAAUUCAAUAACUAUUAAUAAAUUUCAUUAUAUUUCAAAUGAAGGAGAUGUUAAUGAAUCUUAAAUUUCAUUUGAUAAUUGUCAGAUUUCAAGUAAUAUUAGUUAAACUGAUGGUUUAAUCAAGGAUUUCAAAAUGUAAACAAAUUCUUAAGUUAUCAAUUAUACCUUCAAUACAUUAGAAUUAUUGGUAGAACAAAUAAACAUAGAAAAAAUAUUAAGGAUUUAUUAAUUAUAGAAAAUAUUUAGAUAAUAAUUGUCCAAAUUUACUUCUUUUAAAUUAACACCUUUAGAAAAAAAAAAAUCUAAAGCAAAUAAACCUGUUAUCAAAGAUAAAAUUGUUAAUUGUAAAGAAGUAUAACUCAAAUAUUUGUCUGGUCCUUUCUUGGCUGAAGUAAAUUUACGAGAAAUUAAUACAAAAGAUCCUAAUAAUAUUGAUUUAAAUUAAUUCUCUAUUAAAUUUUAGAAUUCAUCCUUAUUUGUAAUAGAUUAAAUUUAAACUAAAAAUACAGCUUAACUUAUGUAAAUUAAUAUUAAGUCUGCAAUUCUCAAUUUAGAAGAAGAAGUUAGAGAUAUUAAUGUAUUUCUAUAAGGUAUUAAAUAAAUGAACACUAUUGUAUCUAGAAAGUAGAUUUUUGAUAUUAAUUAAGAAGAAAUUGACACUUCUUAAUUAAAAAAAAGAAGAUCCUCUCAUGAUGGUGUUCUUUAGAAAAUACCUAAUGAUUAAGAUGUUACUACAAAGAUUAGAUCAAUUUUUGGAUAAAACACUAAUCUCAAUAUCCUAAAUUUUGAAGUAAUUAUUAAAGACACAAAAUUGAAUGAUGCAUUAUGCAGAUAUAGAAGAUUUUAAGAAAAGUUUGAAACAAUUAAAAGUAGAUAGAAUGAAAGUAGAGUAUUAGAAGGUUUGAAAACAUAAUAAUCAUAUCCUUUAUUAUAUUUAAAAUUUUAGAAUCUCAAUCUAAAAUUAAAGAAAUAAAAUUUAACUGUUAAUCAAGUACUUGAUAAGAUUACAAAAUUAGAUUCUCAUCCAACAUAAUUAGAUGAAUCUUUUUUUGAGUAUUUUGAAUUAGCAAAUUGUGAAAUUUCAUUAGAAUAAAUUAAAAUAUCAAUUAGAGAUUAUAAGUUAAAUAUACUUGAUAUAAGAGGUAUAAAAUUAAAUACAUUUAUAUGUCUUUCAAGAUUGAAUACAUAAAAUAUAUAGAUAGGAUUUAGAGUAUUUUAUGAUUUGAGUUUAGAAAUUAAAUAAUUAUAAAUAGCAGCUGGAUUAAAUUUAGUAUUUGCUUUUAGAGAAAUCUCUAAUAGAAUAAAUUAAAUUAUGGGAUAAAGUAUUAAUUAAUAAUAAAAUAAAAUAAUAAUAAAAGAGUAAUUAACAUUUUGGGAUAGAUUUAGAUUAAAAUUUCAUGGUAAAUUACAUUUUUAACUUGAUCAUUUAAUUUUAUAAAUUACAACAGAUAUUUUACCUUAUUCAAUUGAUUGCAUUAAAUUUUCAUCAAAAUUAAUAAGUAUUGAAUUUUUAAAUUGGACAUUAAAAGGUUAAGCUGAUAAGUUAAAAUUAAGUAGAAUUCCAAAAAUAUAAAAAGUUCUCUAUAUACCAAGAAUAUAAAUGGUAACUGAAUUUAAUUGGUUUUCUCAAAAAGAUUAAUACGAUCAUUAUUUUUAUAUGAGAAAACCAUAUUUUAAUUAAAUAAAUAAUAGCUUAAAUGAUUUUAUAAGUCAAUAAUUAUAAAUUGAAGUAAAAGUUGAUUGUAUUUAAUAUGAACAUUAUAAAGAAUCUAAUUUUAGAGAUCAAUAAAAACAUUGUUUCUUUAUUCAUUAUUAAAAUUAAUUUAUGAGAUGGUUAAAGAAUAGACCAAUAUUAAGACAUGAUGUAUUAAGAAUGUUUUCAGUUUAAAUUAAUAAAUUACCAUAAGUAAUGGAUAAUUAAAUAUAUGAAAUGGAAUGGAAUAUGUAUGCAGAUUAUAAGACAUUGGUUAAUUAUACAUAUAUAAAAUUAAUGGAAUCUUUGAUGAUUAAAUAAUCAUUAUUUUAACAUACAAAAAAGAUUAAUAUAAGAGUUUAUUCAAAUAAAUUUAGAAUGUUCUUUACAAAUUCAGAAAAACCAGUAUCACAUAAUGAAACUUUUCUAAAACAUAAAGAUAUACCAUUUAUUGGAUUUUAAACAUUAUUUUAAUCAUUAAAAGUAAAUCUUUAAUUAGAACCUAAUCGAAUAGAUAAUGAUUGGAGAUUUGAAGUAUAAUCUAUUGCAGCAAAAUGUGAUUAAUUAGUAUGUUCAAUGUUUGAUGGAAAACAAAUGUUAGAUAUGGAAUAACCUGAACCUUUAAGUUAAUAAGAAUAGUUUGUAAAUUUUUUUGAUAUAUAACCUGCAGAUUAUUAUUAGAACGAAUUAAAUUAAUCAUAAAAUAUAUAAAACAUGACUUUUCAUGAAUUAAAAAAAUUGAAGAAAUUCCUUAAAUAACCUUUUAUUAUUAAUACUACACUUACUCCAUAAUAUCAUUUAUUUAAUUUAUAAACUGAUGAAUCAUAUUUGGAAGAUUCACUUGAAGAUGUUAAAGUUAGAGGAAGAGCAUCAGGUAUACAAAUAAAACCAUAAUAAAAAAAUGAAUUUAAUGCUUUUGAUAUUUUUUUAAAAGCAAAAUCAUUAGAGUAUAAAUAGAAUUAAAAAAUAGAUUUAUAAGAUGAAGAUGAUGAAAAUAAUACUAAUACUAUUAUGACUUAAAAAAUAAUAAAGAAUUUUAUUUCUGCUUUAGAUAGUUAAUUUCUAUUUACAUUUUAUUUAUAAGAAAUUUGGGGUAAUGUUUUUGAAAGUCUUGAAAUACCUUAAAAUAAAGAAACUAAAUAAAAUUUUGAUAUGUAAUUUGAUUAAACCAAACCUAAAUCUUAUAGUAGAGAAGAAUUAAUAUUAAUGGUUUCAUUGGUAAAUCCUUAAUUCAAUUUUUAAUAUCAUAAUGCUAAUUGUUAAAUGAUUUUAACAUCACCUAAAGAUUGUUAAAUUAUAAUGUCAGAAUAUAUUUUACCAUUUGAUAAUUUAGAAAUUGAUAAAAAAUUAGUUACAAAAUUAAUAUUUAAUGGAUUAGAUUGUUAAGUUUUAUAAAAACAUUUAGAUGCAAAAUAAACUGUAAGAUUUACAAGUUAAGAUUAUGAAAAAAUUAUUAAAUGUGAUUAUGCUCUAUUUUAAAUUUAAAGUUAUUAAUUAAGAGAAAAUAUUAGAGAUUUUACUGAAAUAUCUUCAUCAAAUAGUAAAAAACACAAUCCUAAUUAUUGGAAUUAAGAAUUAAGAAGACCAAUAGUAUAAGUAAAAGUUGGAUAAUUAAAUGCAACAAUGAAAAAAUAUUAAUUAGAUCAAUUUUUAGAUAUGGUAACAUUCAUGGAAAUGGCAGUUACUACAAAAAAUGAAUUUGAAAAUAAAGAAAGGUUUUUUAGAAAUAAAUUAAAAGAAUUAAAUUAAUAUGGUAUUAAAUAAUUAGAUUAAAUGAUUAAGAAGAAAAUAUCAGAAAAUCUAGAACAUUAUGGAGCUGAAAAAUCAAAAUUAGAUUAUGCAAUUAAGGAAACAAGUCUAUCUCUAUUGGACGAUUAAGAAAUUAGUUUUAUUUUAUUCAAUAUUAGAUAAAUUAGAAUCAUUGAAACUGUUUUUGAGAAUGAUAGUCAUAAAAUUGAUAUACUUCUUUAAGAUUUAGAUGCAAUUAAUAAAAUUGAAUAAGAUCCUGAUUAUAAAAUGGUAUUAAGUUAAGAAAUCAAAGAAUCUAAAUAAUAACCAUUCUUUAGAAUGAUUAAAAAGUUUUAUCCUCUUUAGAUAUAUUAAUAAAAAUGGUUUAUUAUUGAUUAACAUGAUAUUAAAAUGAAUCCAUUAACAAUUAUUUUAACAGAUGAAUUAUAUGAUCAAUUUUAUAAUUAUUUCUUUGGUGAUGAAUCUACUUAAAGAAAUAAUAGAUUGAGUAUUGAAAAGAAAGAAUAAAUGAAAUGUAUCUUAUAAAUAAUUAUCAAUUAGCUGCUAUGGAAAAUAUAUCUAAAUAAAUUCCAGAUUAUUAUAAUUCAUUAUAGGUAAGCGAACUUAAAUUAGUGGCAACUUUUAAACAUCCAUCCAAAAUUAAGAGAUUUAAGGAUGUUACUAUUUAAUUAGAACCCUAUAAAUCUCCUAAAUAGUUCACUACAACAAAAGAUGUAUAUAAUAUUAUUUAAUUAUUAGUAAUUUGAUGAAUUUGCUGCUUUUGUUCUUAAACAAAUUUCAACAUAGAUAUUCUCCAUCAUUGGAUAAAAGCUAUUUGGAUGA